Messenger RNA from Siniperca chuatsi (mandarin fish), 2960 nucleotides. Its product is annotated as ethanolamine-phosphate cytidylyltransferase-like. Lineage: Eukaryota; Metazoa; Chordata; Actinopteri; Centrarchiformes; Sinipercidae. The transcript has 13 exons. Gene Ontology annotation, cellular component: cytoplasm. The record is from RefSeq and is a predicted model, not a curated record. Bases 408 to 1613 code for a protein of 401 amino acids. Gene Ontology annotation, biological process: phosphatidylethanolamine biosynthetic process. Gene Ontology annotation, molecular function: ethanolamine-phosphate cytidylyltransferase activity.
UGUAACAACAUGUCGGCUGCGUACACCGGCGCUUCAUCGUACGAUUCAACCUGUGUCAAGUCAACCAUAGUAAACACAUAUUUUCCUGUUCGGACUUUUCAAAAUAAAUUCAGUGAUCACAAAGACGUGUUGCAUUUAGUUUUAUGAACAGCGCGCUCUUCCUUCGUGGUUUAUCUGCUUUCUUUGGCCGACUUGACGUAACGGGAGUCGUGCGUCGCUGCGUCGCCGCUAGAGGAGGCGUUGGUGCACCGCACUCCUGCUGCUGUCGCUGGUGCUGGUUCUGCUGCUGUCACAGAGACCGGCUGUCCUGAACCGAAAGGGGGCAAACAACCGACACGGUCCGCUCACCAUCUCAUUCGGAGGGAGUCCCUCUGUAGCUAUUCAGAGAUUACUCACUCAGCUUCAAGAUGAUCAAGAACGGACAUCACCACCACCAAGUGAACACAGCAGCCGGGACAGAUGCAGGGACGAUCCCCGGCGCUGCAGCGUGCAGUCCCGAGAAGAGGAGGCGAAGAAUCCGGGUGUGGUGCGAUGGCUGCUAUGACAUGGUCCAUUAUGGCCACUCCAACCAGCUGCGACAGGCCAAGGCCAUGGGAGAUUACCUUAUCGUUGGAGUACACACAGACAGUGAGAUUGCGAAGCACAAAGGUCCGCCAGUAUUCACUCAGGAAGAAAGAUACAAGAUGGUGCGGGCCAUAAAAUGGGUGGACGAGGUUGUGGAAGGAGCGCCUUACGUCACCACCCUCGAGACCCUCGACAAGUACAACUGUGACUUCUGUGUGCACGGAGAUGAUAUAACACUAACAGUGGAUGGGAAAGACACAUAUGAAGAGGUGAAGAAGUCAGGGCGGUACAGGGAGUGUAAGAGAACCCAGGGAGUUUCAACCACAGAUCUGGUUGGCAGGAUGCUACUGAUGACCAAAGCACACCACAGCAACAUUGAUAGUUCAGACUAUCAGCAGCACACAGACAACUUUGGAAAGAAGGGCCACAGUCCCUGGACGGGGGUGUCUCAGUUCCUGCAGACUUCACAGAAGAUCAUCCAGUUUGCUUCAGGCCAGGAGCCUCAACCCGGAGACACUAUCAUCUAUGUGGCAGGAGCCUUUGAUCUCUUCCACAUUGGCCAUGUGGACUUCCUGGAAGCAGUGCAUAAGCUCUCAGAAAAGCCAUACAUUAUCGUGGGGUUGCACUUUGAUCAGGAGGUGAAUCGUUACAAAGGGAAAAACUACCCCAUCAUGAAUGUCCACGAGAGAACGCUCAGCGUCCUGGCUUGUCGAUAUGUGUCAGAAGUGGUGAUUGGUGCACCCUUUGCAGUCACAAAAGAUUUGCUGGACCAUUUCAAGGUGGAUCUUGUAUGCCAUGGAAAGACAGAAAUAUAUCCUGACAAGGAUGGAUCCGACCCAUAUGCUGAGCCUAGGAGGAAAGGAAUCCUGCAUACUGUUGACAGUGUGAACAGCCUCACUACUGAUGCCAUUGUGCAGAGGAUCAUAAAAAACAGGUUGCUAUUUGAAGCAAGGAACCAGAAGAAAGAGGCCAAAGAGAUUGCUGUGAUCCAGGCCAUGAAGCGACAAGAGGCAGAAAAGACUAAAGAAAGACCCCAGGCUGUGCUGUAGGAAGGCCCCAAACAAGCACCAUCAACUAAGUGUCAACAUAACACUAACAAGCUCAAUUAAUCUAAACUCAUGUACAGUAAAAUCAACCCUUUUAUACGUGUUAUGACACCCUCCACACACGAUCCUGGCUAAUAACAGCAGUCCUUACAGCAGUCCGUUUACAGCCAGGGCCGCAUUGUCUGCUGUGGGAUCAUCAGGUAUAUUCUGUGUGUGUGUGUGUGUGUGUGUGUGUGUGUAUGUGUGUGUGUAUCUUCUGUGUAUUCAUAUAUUCUGCAUAAUAUGCAACUACAUGUUCAUGUCAGUCAACAAUCACACAUACAGACAUCUAACUAUUGAGUUAUGGACAGAACAAUGGAAAAAAGCUGGAGCAAGGAAGAUAUCGCUAUGUCUUCAAAUGUCUAUUUUAUGCGUUUGGAUAUUUUUAAUUAUUUUUUUGCCUUCAAGAAAAAUCUAUUUUAUUUUUUAAGUAUUAUAUCAUGAGAUUUAGACAUGUGAAGGGCCAGUUACCUUGAACUGUAACAAGGAAGAGAUUUGAUUAGUCAUUUCCGUGGGGUUGUUGCUGCUUUCUGCCCAGCAAUGGGCGUGGCCCCACAACUGAUCUAUUCUUGUAUAUACUGUAUGUAUUAUAAAGUGAUUACAGGCCCUCUGGAGGAUGCUAAAACCUCUAGAGAAUCAGGGGAAAAAAUCAUCCCUCUGCAUCUACCUUGGGUUGUUUGGACGUGAGAAGGUGUUGAAACUUUGAUGGACUCUUAUGGGACCUCAUGUACAUAUCAGACCUUGCUCCUAUCAGACUGCACUGAGUGCUCAGAAAUCAUUAGAACUGUUCUGUUUGAUCGGUUCAGCAGGUUUUUAACUCAAAAAAUGCACACUGUCAAGACAUGCACACCUGGCCUUUAUGAGUGCAAUUGCAUUUUUAUUUUUAAACCAACCUUCGAUUUAUCAUAUAAGAGAACACUAAAGAGUUUUAACAGACUGCUUUUAACCUUUAGUUGUCUUAGUAUAACUAGACAGACUACGAGUUGCUCAGUGUUGUUGACUUGAUCAUGAAAUAGACCUCUUACUGUCAUUGAGCCCUGAACAAUUUAACCUCUGUCUCUGUAUCAAAUGGGAUUAAAUAAUAUAUUUUUUGUAGAUAUAUAUUUUACUCACCUCCUCUCCAUUAACUACUGUAUAGAUGAUUUUCAUAUUGUUUAAAAAGCAUAAUAAUAUGUCUGUAUGUGAAGUUGGAAUGUAUUUAGUGUAGGCUAUGAUCUAUAUGUUAUUGACAACCUCGAGUUAACAAAUACUGUAAAAAAUGAUUGAACUACAGUAUACUAUUGCUGAUAAUAACAACAUUUUAAUCUGAAA